AUCUUGCGUCACCACGCGGGGCCGGAAGCGCCCUGCUCGUGUGGUCUCUCCGGUCUGGUGCUGACCGUGCUUGGUGAACUUGUGUGCCCGUCCGCGCGCUGCGCUCGUGCUCGCGGUGUUGACCGGUUUGUGGGAGUUCAUGCUCGCCGCUGUGCUGCGCUCUCGCGCGGCCGCGUGGCAAUUUGUGAGGCGCGCGCCGCCGUUAACGGGGCUCCGAGGGGAGGACCGCGCUCGCGCCGCGUGCUGGCGGCCGUGGAGUAGCCGCAGUAUGGCGAAGAAACCUGCAAAGGACGCGGCGCUGCGGCACGUGCGCUCCAAGGAGAAGCGCGCAUGCCGGGAGACCUCGGGACCGAGCUCCGUGUACCUGCAGGUGGUGGCCGCUGGAAACCGAGAGAACGGGAGCGCGCUUUACGUGUUUUCAGAUUACAACCGGUAUCUGUUCAACUGUGGGGAAGGAACCCAGAGACUGAUGAAUGAACACAAGCUGAAGACGGCUACCCUGGACAACAUCUUCCUGACCCGAAUGAACUGGCAGACAGUGGGAGGCCUGUCAGGAAUGAUCCUCACCCUCAGAGAGAGUGGAGUACCUGGGUGCAUCCUGUCCGGACCCCCACAGCUGGAGAAAUAUUUAAGUGCCAUCAAAGUGUUUUCAGGACCACUGGAGGACAUUAAAUUAUCAGUAAGGACGUACACUGAUCCUGAUUUUACAGAUGGCACCAUGACAGUCACCCAAGUGCCCAUAUUUGCUGAGAUAAAAGAAGACAGAGUGCGGCGGAGCAGCAGUCCGAGUGGCAGUACCUCCUCCAGCCAGCGGAAGGAGCUGUGGAAGGCAGAGUGUGUGGAGAGCAGUGCAGAUGGCCAGCUGUCACGGUCACCCAGUCCAGAGAGCAGAGACAGAUCUACGCGGGACCCCUCUCUAGUCUUGGCAUUCGUUUGUAAGCUGCAACCCAAAAAAGGAAACUUCCUGGUGCAGAAAGCAAAUGAGCUGGGCUUACCUGUGGGGACGGCCGCUAUCGGACCCUUCAUAGCUGCUUUAAAAGACGGGAAGAGUGUGACGUACAACGGAAAAGAGAUCCAUCCCAGUGAGGUGUGCACUCCUUCUGACCCCGGGGCGCGGUUCCUGGUGAUCGACUGCCCAUCAGAGGAGUUUGUUCAGCCUCUCUGCACCAACGACAUCCUCAAAAGGUAUCAGAGUGAGGAGGACGGAGCCAUCCUGGUGGUGCACAUGACCCCAGAAUCAGUACUGAAGACUGAGGAGUAUCAGCACUGGAUGGAGAGGUUCCCCUCCAGUACAGAGCAUCUGAUUAUGAACGAGCAGGUCCACAGUGUUCACAACGUCAGGAGCCAGAAGAUCCAGACCCAGCUGAACCUGAUCCACACUGAGGUCUUCCCCCAGCUCCAGAAGUUUACCAGCCCGGAGUCUCAGGCCGCUCUGCAUGUUCCCAACGUCAGAGCAGAGUGUCUGCUCAAAUUCCAGUUCAGACCCAAAGUAGAGUGGCAGCGAGAUCCCAUCCCUGUGUGUGAUGAGGAGGAAUUUGUUAAGGAGGCUGCAGAGGUGCCAGACUUCCUGCAGGAGGUGGAGGAGUUCAAACGGUUCCAAGCGACGGACCCCGUCACCCUGUCUGGUAAGGUGGACCGCUAUCCAGAGGUGGUGUUUUUGGGGACGGGAUCAGCUGUUCCGAUGAAGACCAGGAACGUCAGCGGGACUCUGGUCAACAUCAGCUCCUCCCAGUCUCUGAUACUGGACUGUGGAGAAGGCACCUUCGGUCAGUUGUGUCAUCAUUAUGGCAACGAUGUGGACGAGAUGUUGACCAAAUUGUCCACGGUGUUUAUCUCACACCUGCACGCAGAUCACCACACGGGAUUGAUUAAUUUGUUGCUGCAGAGAGAGCGAGCCCUGAACAGUUUAGGGAAAAGCUUCACUCCAAUUUGUCUGGUGGCUCCUACUUCGAUCAUGACGUGGCUCAACCAGUAUCACGAUCACUGCCAGAGGAUCCUCAGCCACAUCAACUACAUCCCAGCCAAGUUACUGAGUGAGGGAGUGGAGGUGCCCAAGUUUAAAACCAAGUCCUUUAUUCAGGAUCUCCUGAAGAGAAACGAUCUCACUAAGUUUCAGACCUGUCUGGUGAAACACUGUAAGAAUGCGUUCGCCUGCAGUUUGACCCACCAGUCUGGCUGGCAGCUCGUUUUCUCUGGAGACACCAUGCCCUGCGACGAACUCGUACAAAUGGGAAAAAAUGCCACAUUGUUAAUACAUGAAGCUACGCUUGAAGAUGGGAUGGAAGAGGAUGCAAGGGAGAAGAGGCACAGCACGACUUCACAGGCUAUCGACAUCGGGAUGAAGAUGAACGCAGAGUUCACAAUGCUGAACCACUUCAGCCAGAGAUACGCCACCAUUCCCCUCUUCAGUGAUGACUUCAAUCAGCGACUGGGAAUCUCCUUCGACCAUAUGAGGAUCCGGCUGGGAGAUUUCCGGAUCCUGCCUCGUCUUCUGGCCCCUCUGAAGGCACUGUUUGCGGAGAAGAUCGAGGAGAUGGAGGAGAAAAGAGAGAAAAGGGAGAUGAAGGUGGGGAGGACUAUGGCUGCAAUAUCGAACAGUGAGGCAGCAGAAGGGGGUGGAGCCAAGAGGGAACAGGAGGAGCCUAACCAGGAGAUAGCCGCAAAGAGACUGAAGGCUAGCUGAGCUUCUAUCAGCAGGGUUCAGCCAGUGUAGAAGGACCUUAGCUGCAUAUGUAAUUUAAAGCCCAUUACCACAGAGAAUUGUUUCCCCUGCUCUUAGGGUGUUUUCUCAGCUGAAAACCAUUUAAUUUACUAAUUUACAGUUUUAGCGUUUUCCCCCUUGGUUUUGUUUGGUUUGGUUCACACAAGGAAAACCGCAAGUGCAACAAAAUACAUCCCGUCAAAUGAUUUAAGCAUGUUCUCUCUGCUUAUUGGGCAGAGUUUUUUGGGGCGGAGCAAGAAAGUAAAUACAAGAAGAAGGUUGUGUGUUCUCGACUAAAACUCAUUUUACUGUAAUUCAGCAUGGAGUGGUGGCAGAUAUGCAUUAGUUGAUAGCUGGGUUCAUUAUUUGGGUAAUAAAUUGGGUUGAACUUUAGCCAAACAGCAUUUUAGCACACACACGAGUUUUUGACAGUUGGGUUGGAUUGAGGUCUGAUCACGUUCUGUCCACAAACAAACUGCUCCAGAAUUAGUUCGUAAGCGGACUGAGACUACUGCUUCUUUUGUGGUUCUUGCUGUGAUUAUUUCAGUCUGCAUCCAAGUGCGAUUACUGUGUUCACACUUGCCGAAACGAACCACAUCGAGGGUGCAAACAAAUCGGAAUCUGUUUUAACCAGAGUUAAAUACAGUGGAAACCAAUGAAGAGCUGGUGGUUUAAGUGAGUGAGAAAACAUUAGUGCAGUAAUGAAUUCUGGGUAAAUUGCCAUAUUGAAUAUAAAAAGAUACAAUACAAGAACAGUUUAGAUAAUGUGCCCUUGAAGACCUGUGUAAUUAAAGAAUUCCAAUAUAUUUAUUUUCCAUGUUCUGCAGCUGCUCUUGGACUCCUAGGCUACGUUCACACAGUGGAUAAAUGUGGCCCAAAUCUGAUGUUUUGCAACAUCAUAUGUGACACAGGUGUGUUGGGGGGGGCAGUAAGUAGACAGAUGUAUUGACAGCAGCAGUGAGUAAGGCUUCAUAGACAGAAUAACAAGAUAACUGACCCCUGAAAUUUUGGAAUGAUUGGACUGUUGUAAUAAUAUUAGAAGGUUUGUGUCACAACUGCUCAGUGUUCCUAAUGAAAUGGCUGAAACCAGCCACAGAAUACGGCUAAAGCGUCAAAGGAAAAUAAAAUGCUUAAAAUGAUAUUUGUGGGUGUGGCUGAGUAAUGCCUGCAGAUGAACCCAAAACUUUACAUGUGUGUAACUCGUGUGUAACUAAUAGAGCACAAAUAGUUCAGGCAGAUAUCUGCUAGUGUAAACUGCCUAAAGCAAACAUCAGAUUUGGUCAGAAAAUCAGAUUUGGGCCACUUUCUCCUGCUGUGUGAACAUACUGUAAGUGCGCUGUAAGAGAACAUGCUUUCUAUAUGCAGGGGAAUUUGUAAAAAUGAAUGUGUGAGAUCAUAGACUGAGAAGAUUGAAUCAGAGGACUCUGCACUGUAGAACCCGAGUGAUGAGCGGAGACUGUACGCACUGCUUUAUUCUCACCACAUGAAUUCCUUAUUUGCUAAAUUUUCAUACAAUGUGGACUUUCUACAAACUGGAACUGCUGCAGGAGAUUUGAAGACCUGCGGUUUUGGAUUAAAACAGCUUGAGUUGAGCUUUGAGUUUGGAGUGAUUUACACUGAAUGUGUCAUUUUUAUUUCCAGGAUGUGAAUGCUGAUGUAUGUAAAAUUGUAUUAUUUAUGUACAAAUACAGCUGAUUUUUGUUUUUUGUUUUAAGAAAAUAAAAUAUGGAGUGAAGAAUACUAUGUUUAAUAAUGAUAAUUUAAUGAUGUUAAUUAAAGGAUCAGGAGUUGAA
Molecule: messenger RNA, 4494 nt
Organism: Astyanax mexicanus (Mexican tetra)
Lineage: Eukaryota; Metazoa; Chordata; Actinopteri; Characiformes; Acestrorhamphidae
Gene: elac2
Product: elaC ribonuclease Z 2
Exons: 24
Coding region: 140-2683 (847 amino acids)
Biological process (GO): mitochondrial tRNA 3'-end processing
Cellular component (GO): mitochondrion
Molecular function (GO): 3'-tRNA processing endoribonuclease activity
Source: RefSeq, a predicted model, not a curated record